AGCACCCUUCCAUUACACAACCGCGUGUGUUUUCGCUCGCUCGUACUCUCCGAUUUUUCCGGUGUGUGUGCGCCUGCCUCGGACAAUGUAAUAGCUUUCGGUCUCGAACGGAAAGGGGUAGCAGGAAAAAAAAAACAUUGCUUCGAAGAAUAAAAACGGGAGGGCAUGCGGAUAGCAGCAGCCGCUCCCAGCGUGUGCGUGUCUGCUGUCGCGAACUGUGCGAGAACUCGAUCAGUGUGUGAGGAGGAGGAGGAUAAGUAAAAGCUCCAGGGGGAGAAAUCUUUUCAAUCCGGAAGGGGGGGAGAAGGGUGCGCUCGUAAAUCCGCGACCUGCGAAAACACCAUGGCCAACUGUCUGCGGAACUUGUCGCGGAAGGGCCGCCCGCUGAUGGGCGGAAUUUUCACAGCCCGCAGUGCGAAGCGGUGCGAGGAGCUGCACCGGGUCCGCGUAGCCGGUGCGACCGUCGCUGCCGCCAAUAACCGAUGCUUAGCACCGGCUGGUACACAGCCAGCGUACGCAUUUGCGAUCGAUGCAUUUGAGGCGAACCGGAACCACAGGAAAGCAUUACGCGAGCAAAAUGAUUUCCACCCACACCACGACCACCAACAUCACCAUCACCAGUCGACAUCGUACGGUGAGCGGGACGAACGGAUCGAGGUUCGGUAUUGCAGCGAGGGCACUUCGUCGCCAGCGGGAAAUCCGCCGAAAGCCGAUCAGCCGACGGAGGAACAGCUGCACCGGGUGUACCACGUGCUGUCGCAGACGCUGCCCAAGCUGUUCGUGCAACCGCUCGACUACUCCAUCUACAGCCCGAACCUUAUAUUUGAAAACAACAUCCGCGGCACCAGGACAGAAGGGCUGUAUCAUUACGUGAAGCAAAUCGCACUGUUGCGCACCGUGGGCCAUCUCAAGUUUGCGUACGUUACGUUCGAGGUGCUGAAAAUCACCAAACAUCCGGAAGAUAAUACGGUGAAGGUGCGGUGGCGCAUCCGGGGCAUCAGUGCGCUGCGCGUGAUGCUGCAGUUCUGGAAGUACAAGCUGUGGAAGCUGAAGGAAAUAUUCGACGGGCAGGAAGCCUGGUACGACGGAUUUUCAGUGUUGCACGUUGGCGCAGAUGGAUUGGUGUCCAAGCAUGUAGUUGAUAAGAUUAUGCCCGAUGAUGAUACGGUAAAGGUAGCGCCGAAAACGAUGGUUUCACCAAAGUUGGCUUUAGUGGUUGGGCUGACGGCCGAGAUCUACCCGGUAGUGAGUACGAUGAACUGAACGCGGGCGGGCGCCGGACAGGACCCUUUCUUGCGAAAAAAAAGCCGUGUUGCAGCAAACUGUGUCUGGGCUGGACAGUUUUCUUUUUAUGAUGAUUUAUUAUUACGUUAUAGGUGCGCUAAGUUAUUAAGGUGACCGCCCCCCGUAGUAGCAUCAGGCUUUGUUAAGGGUAAACAAAUGAAAUAAAAAGAAAACGCAUAGAGUGAACUUA
Molecule: messenger RNA, 1474 nt
Organism: Anopheles arabiensis
Lineage: Eukaryota; Metazoa; Arthropoda; Insecta; Diptera; Culicidae
Exons: 6
Coding region: 343-1263 (306 amino acids)
Source: RefSeq, a predicted model, not a curated record